Messenger RNA from Bolinopsis microptera, 1678 nucleotides. Its product is annotated as translation initiation factor eIF2B subunit gamma-like. Gene Ontology annotation, molecular function: translation initiation factor activity; guanyl-nucleotide exchange factor activity. NCBI's taxonomy places the organism in Eukaryota, Metazoa, Ctenophora, Tentaculata, Lobata, Bolinopsidae. The record is from RefSeq and is a predicted model, not a curated record. Gene Ontology annotation, biological process: cytoplasmic translational initiation; biosynthetic process. The coding region runs from base 108 to 1583 and encodes 491 amino acids. The transcript has 13 exons. Gene Ontology annotation, cellular component: eukaryotic translation initiation factor 2B complex; guanyl-nucleotide exchange factor complex.
AGGUGUGAUACCUUAAAUUUAGGUCGAAUAUUAUGGCUUAAAGUGCAGUAAAAAAAGGUUGUUGAUCUAGUAAAUCAUAUCUCUUAGAUAAUAUUAGGAUACAAAGUAUGCCACCAACUGUUCUAUCACCUGGUUUAGAUGAUGAUAAGUCCGACGGAGAGGAGACCACAGUGUCCGGACUCAGUUCCGGAAACUUCCGAGUAAGGAGGAGACGGUCUCCGGAGUUUACACCAGUCGUCAUGGCAGCAGGUUGUGGUUCGCAGAUGUUCGAACUGUCCAGUGAUACUCCAAAGUGCAUGUUACCAGUUGCUAAUACUCCUAUGAUAUGGUUCUCAGUUAACUAUCUCAUCUCUCACAAGUUUGAAGAGAUAUUUGUAGUAGUGCGGCGUGCGGCUAAAGAUAAGAUAGAAGGAUAUCUAACGAGUUGUAUCAGGAAGUUGGAGCAGGAUGUUCAUAUUGAGUAUGUGUGUAUUGAGGAUGAUGCUGAUCUUGGAACCGCUGACUCCCUCAGACUCGUAGCUCCUAAAACUAAGUCUGAUUUGUUGGUGAUAAGUAGUGAUCUGAUAACGAAAGUCUCCCUGUCUGAGCUGGCUAACGUGCACCGCGCUAACAACGCAGCGCUCACUGCGCUUAUAGCGCCCCGCUACUCACCCCCUAGUGCUGAUGGGAGGAGGAAACGCAACAAGAAAGAUGAUAGAGAUUUUAUUGGAUUAGAUCCUGAAGACGACAGAAUCUUAUACAUUGCAAAUGAGAAGGAUAUCGAAGAAGAGAUCAGUAUCAAGCGAGGACAGUUAGCGAGGUUCCCUCACAUGCGGUUACACACUAACCUACUAGACUCACAUUUAUAUUUAGUCAGCAGGACUACUCUCAACAUCCUGGACAACCAUCCAGACGUAUCAAUGAUGAGGUGUGAGUUAUUACCUCUUCUAGUGAGAAAACAGAUAAAACAGAUUGUUAACACUAGUUACACUGUAUUCGCAGAUAGACUUUACUCUAAAAAACAGGAUACAGACGAGGACUGCAAGCACCCGGAGGAGUAUUUCGAGGUACUAAGCGAGGUGGAGAGUGUGGGUUGUUACGUUCAUAAAACACAAGACUUUACUGUGCGAGUCAACCAGCUGCACAACUACAUUAAAUAUAACAAAGCUGUAUCUGAAAAUAUGGACGAUGUGAUACCACAAAAUGAUAUGACCACGUGUGACAUAAGCAAAAUGACACAGGUGGGCAAGUGUUCCCGAAUAGGCAACUCUGUCAGGAUAGCAGAGAAGUGCAGCUUUAAGAGGAGCUUUAUUGGGAACAGGGUUGAAAUCGGACCACACUGUAAAAUAGUGGACUCAGUGAUAAUGGACGAUGUGAGAAUAGAGGAUAACGUGUCUCUGACUAAUUGCGUGGUCUGUAAAGAUGUUAUAAUAAGGAAUAAAUGUACACUCAAAGACAGCAGGGUAUGUGACGGGUUUGAAGUGGCAGCAGAAUCUGAGUUUGUGGGUGAAAGUCUCGUAACGGACUCAGCUCUUCCUAACAUGAUGACUUUCAGUAUUUGUAACUGCGGGCACAGUUCAGAUGCUGAGGACUUGUCGAAGUGAAGUGGAUUCUUUUAACAUGUUUUAACUUGGAUGUUUAAAAUGUGUGUUGUGCGCUUUAAUUGAUUGGGGUUUAAUUUCUGUUUGACUCGAGAGAG